AACGCGUACGUCAUUUUCACAAUGGCGGAGGCAGGGUGAGGAGGAGAGAGUGCUAUGUGUGUGUGCGCGUGAGCGAAGCGUCGCCGUAAUCUUUUCCAGACCUCCACCGCCACCCUCGGUUAUCCCGCGCCACGGUGCCCCCCCUCUCCCUCCCUCCACCUCCACCCAAAAACAAAAAUGGCCCUGAACCCCAGCGCGGCGGCAGCGGGGCGAAGGGACGUCGAAUCCACCGAGGCCGCCGCUCUCCGGCCGGAGGAGGAGGGCGGCGAGCCCCCGAAGAACUCAACCGCCGCCGCCGCCUCGGCCACAGUCAACCAAAAUGGCGAUCAUCAGCCCGCUGGAGGUGAAGACAACAACGAGAAGCCCCCCGACCGGCGGAGGACCGCGCCGCCGGACGCCGCCCGGUGCUCCGGCCCACCGGACCGGAGACCCGGCGACGAGCCGCCGCGGAGGAGUUUUCAGAUUCCGAGGAAGAUAAAAGGCUUGUACCAGUUCCUGCCGCCCGACAGCCGGGAGUUCGAGGACCUGGUGAAGAUCGUCUCGUCGUUCUACCUCGACUCCUCGUCCCGGGGCACCUUCUCCUACUGCAAGGCCCGGCUCAUCCACAACGAGCUGCUGGAGAAGGAGUUCAUCGAGAAGCGGCGCGCCAUGAAGCAGGAGGGGCGGACGGAGCCGGAGCUGACGGAGUCGUACUGCUUCCUCAAUCCGGACAAAUCCAAGCUCCAGUGGAUCUGUGAGAAGGGUCUGACGGUCGGCCACUCCAGGAUCACCACGCUGGGGAAUCCAUCAGUGGGUGUCUUCGUCUCCAGGUGUUCUGACCUGCUGCAGAUCAAUCCCUUUGAAGUCGGCUCGUCGGGAGACAUGAUCGUCUUUAAGGUCAUGAGGGGUCGAAUAAAGCACAUCUACGAGAACAUGCCUAAGAACGCCGUGGAGCCGACUCCCAAGUUCGACUGCCACUUGUCCAAAAGUGCCAACCGGGUCACGUCUCUGCUCUCCUACCGGGCCUUCGAGCUCACGCAGCAAUAUUUCUUUGAGUUUGCGUUCGAUGAGAUCAAAGCUCGGCCGCGCCACGUGCUUCCCUACGCCGUGGUGUCCUUCAAGUACAAAGGAAAGGAGGCCGCCGCCACUCCGAUGACAUCACACAGGUUCAACACAAUUUCCUCUGAAGGAAGUCGAGGGAGGAGCUGCUACACCGUGUGGAGCGGCCCGCUCGUGAACAAGGGCCACGAGUUGUUCCCCGUCUGCUUACGAUCCUCCUCGCGCCCUUACCUCCCGUUCAAGCUGCCCGAGAAGCUGGAGAUGAGUCGAGGCAUGCAGCUGGAUCAGGUGAAGCGGAAGAUUCCCUCCGUGCUCUUUUCCUGGGACACCUACAGCGCGUCGCGGGAAGUGAUGAAAUGCGGGAUGUCCUGCAGCCUGUUUGACGUGGUGGACGGGAAAGGCAAACCGACCAGCGGCAGCCUGGCGGCGCUGGUCCACAAGCUGGAGAGGGACCGCAUGGUGCUGGUGAAGUCGUUGUUCGACCGGGGCUUUCUCUUCCUGCUGUCCUCGGCGCAGAUGGUCGAGUCCAAAGAGCGGCGAGGCCGCGGCGAGAAGAGCCUGCAGGCGCUCUUCAUCUUCCAGGAGUCGAGGAUGGUCGUCAAGUAUCCGUCGCGGCUGUUCGAGUCGGAGCCGCUGACCACGGAGUCGGCGCCCGCCGCCCUCUGCGCCGCCGACCCCUUCGUGCCGGCGCUGCACUAUGCGCUCUUCAAGCUGCGCCUCAACCCGGGCAAGGACCCGAGCUCGGGGGUGGAGCGCCACGCCGCCGACUACCUGGGCCGCGUGGGCUCGGGCGGCGUGCGGCCGUUCAUCCUGCCCGACUACAAGCACGGCGUGGACGACCGCACCAACCCGCUGCUGCUGCACCGGCCCAAGUGCAACGUGGACGCCGUGCUGCGCUCCUACGUGCACAACGCCGCCGGCCACAUCUUGCCCCUGAGCAAGACCAAGGACAUCGUCGAGAGGAUAAGGAACCCCCCCGCGCCCACGCCGUUGCCCACGCCGUUGCCGUUGCCCACGCCGUUGCCCACGCCGGUAGCCAUCCCGGUAGCCAUCCCGGUUCCCGCGCCCGCGCCACCGGCUCCAGUGGAAUACAGCCCCGUGUCGGACUGGGGCGGCUCGGACCGCGGCUCGGACCGUCCGGAGAGGCCGCCGCCUCCGCCGGAGAAGCGGAGGCAAGGCGCGGCCCAUUCCAACGGGGCCCAGGCGCAGCACAAGACCCCCGCGGAGCCCCCCGCGGAGCCCCCCGCGGAGCCCCCCGCCGCCGCCGCGCCCCGGUCCCCUCAACCGGCGCCCCGUCUGUCCCAGAACGAGUACGACAAAGACAAGAUGAAGCAGCUGCUGAAGCUCAUCCAGCUGCACAAGAAGGCCGUCGUGAAGGAGCCGGGGGGCAAGGAGCGGGGGGGCGGGGAGGAGGCGGUGUGGGACGUCGCCGGCCUGAAGAGGAAGUUCGAGGGCGGCGAUCGGGCGGGCGGCGGCGCCGACAAGCGGCGAUGCACGGAUCCGCUCGGCAACGGGGAGUCCAGUCGAGCCGGCCAAGCAGAGGACAUCGGCGACGAGGCCGGACACGCCGACAACCUGACGGCGGUGAUGGAGAGCAUGGGCAUCUACGACACCGACCUGAGGGCCCACGGCAACGCCGGCGCCCCCGCCAUGAACGAGACCCAGCGCCUCCUCAAGAUCCUCCUGGCGACCCUCAACAAGGCCGUGGCUCAGGGCUCGAUGGCGGCGUCGACCGGCGGCGGGGUGCCCGUCUUCUCGGAGCCCGACCUCAAGGAUCCAAAUGAGCCGGCGACUCAAACCAACUACACAGAGGAGGACAUGGACUGCAGCCCCGGUAGUCCUCUCAGCCCGGGUUCCCCGGCAGAACCACCGGCUCACGCCUCGGACGUCUCCGCCUGGGUGAACUCUGCCAAUAAAGAACAAGCUCCGCCUCCCCCCGAGAUCGUGCCGGUGGCGAAGGCGGCCGCAGCGGCGGAACCGACAAAAAAGGCGCCGCCCGCCGCCGCGGAGGAGGUCCUCUUCCGGCCCUCCAUCAGCCUGGACACCAUUCUCAACCAGGAGAUCCACAGCCUCACCUCGGACAUCAAGAGCAUCAUGCAGACCCACCGCGUCUGCUACUCGGCGCGGCGGUCGCCGCCCCCGCGGCGCCACCUCCACCGCCGCUGGCUGCCCAACCGCCGCUUCUCGCACUACGUGGUGCCCUUCGUGUCCCCGGUGCCCGUCCUGGGCCACGUCCGGGCGCUGUGCGAGAAGAUGGACCGCUUGAUCCCGGCGCCGCCCCCGCCAGCCGCUUCCCCGCCGCCCCCGGUGACGACGUCCAAUCUCAUAACGCCGCCGCCCACCCCGGCGCAGACGCCCAAACCCAAAGCGGACGCCUCCCUGUCGAAGAGCUCCGCCUCCUCCUCCCGCGGCGGUAAAAUGGGCACCGUCAAAGGCCCGGCGGCGCCCGCCAGGUCCAAAGCGGAGGGCUCGUCGGCGGAGCCGCAGGGCGACGCCCACUCCUGCCCCUCUGGGGUCACGCCGGAAUCCCAAAAAGCCGCCGCCACUGCCGCCGCCGCCACUGCCGCCGCCGCCGCCAUCGGCGGGUCGGGCCUGCUCGCCGGCAGCCUCAUCGGGCAGCUGAAGCCCGAGGUGUUCAGCAGCCUGGUGGAGAUCUUCAAGGACGUCACCAAGAACACCGUCAAGUUCUACAUCUACUGCGGCGCCGGCGGCGAGGAGAGCACCGUGUGCAAAGAGAUCAAGGAGUACUUGAAGAGUCUCGGCAACAGCGAGUGCAGCCCGCAGACGUUCCUGGAGAACAGCGGCAGCUUAGAUAAGCUGCUCAUCAUCAUUCAGAACGAGGACAUCGCGGCGCACGUGCACAAGAUCCCGGCUCUGGUGUCCCUGAAGAAGUUGCCCUCGGUGAGCUUCGCCGGCGUGGACACGCUGGACGACGUGAAGAAUCACACGUACAACGAGCUCUUUGUGUCCGGGGGCUUCAUAGUGUCGGACGAGUUCGUCCUCAACCCCGACCUCAUCACGCAGGAUCGCUUGAUGGGGCUGCUGAAGUUCCUGGAGGAGCAGAGCACCCCCGAGCGGCCCUGGCAGUGGAAGGUACACUGCAAGUCCCAGAAGAAGCUUAAAGAACUAGGGAGGUUGAACGCCAACGCCAUGGGGCUGCUGAACCUGCUCAUGACCUACCAGAAGAAGCACCUGGUGGAGUUCCUGCCGUACCACGAGUGUGACGCGCAGGCGCGCCAAGCGCCGGACCUGGAGUGCCUGGUGAAGCUGCAGGCUCAGCACACGCAGCAGCGGCACCUCAUCUUCCUCACGGAGAGGCCGUUUGAGAUGUUCCUCCAGUACUCCAGGAACGGGAUCGUGAUCGGGAGCAUCGACGACGUCAUGAGCGGCUUCCACAGCCUGAUCGGCUCCAUCAGGCAGAGCGAGCUGCCCACGCCGCUCUCGACAGUCGUGAAUGACGAGUGUGUGGAAGAGGAGGACAUGUCUUUGGACUCCAACGACGACGAAGAUGAUGAUGAGCGCGGCGGCGCCUGCGAGCCGCCCUUGGGGUCGCCCCCCCCCCCGGUGACGGGGAAGUCGCCGCCGCUGCCGCCGGACGCGGACGAGUUCCGACCGCCGCUCCCGGAGCGCCAGGCGACGCCGGAGCGAGCGCCGACGCUGUCGGACUACAGCGCCCUGAAGACGGCCAUCUCCCAGUUCAAGGCCACCAACCAGAUGGGGGCGGGGCCGCCGGACGGCGGCGGCGGCGGCCUGUCGCCGGGCGGAUUCCCUGUGAACCCCCACCAAAGCUUCCUGUGCCCCUCGUGGUCGUCCUACACGGGCUCCUCCAGCUACGCGGCCUCGCCGGCCUACCCGGCGUCGCCCUGCGGCGCCGCCCAGGAGCAGGAGUACCGCCCCCACGGGCCGCCGCCGGCCGCCACGGCCCCGCCCACCGCGAUCCCGCCGCCCCCGGUCGCCAUGGGGGCGGCGGGACCUCUCGCCAACAUGGCGUCCCUCCCCAUGGCGGUCAAACCUCCCCCUCCGCCUCACCUCAUGAUGCUGGGCCACACGUACGGCUCGGACGCCGCCGGGGCUGCUGGGAACUCCCCGCUCGCCGCCGCCGCCUCCGUCCCGUACACGGACCUCAACGACUCGGCCCCGCCGGCGUACAUGGCCGGCGGGACCCCCGGGCAACACAACAGGACGCUCGCGCGGCCCGGGGACGGCAUGUGGAGGGGCGGAGCUUGUCGGACUGCUGGCGGCCAGGGCGGGGUCCCGCCCGGCGGGCCUCCUAACGCCGGGGAGACCCUCGGAGGAGGCGGCGGUCAGGGCGGCAGGACUCAGGAGAACUGCAUCAACAACCUGGGAGCCUCCGCGGUUAUCCCCGCGGCGGCCACCAGGGGGAGCCCCGCCGUCAGGCCCAAGAUGCCCCUGCAUCCCAUGUGCGGCGUGGGCUACGGCGGGAGGGGCGGGCAGAUGGAUUACGGGCCGAUGCGGGGGGGCGGCACGGGUCUCGGUUUCUCGAGGGGCUACCGGGGUCGAGGAGCCCCCCCGCCGGCAGGACUUUGGCCUCGGCCAGGACGAGGACACGACCGGGGGGGCGGGGCGGGAGGCGGACCCUGUGGCUCCUGGGGUUACCCGACGGGGAGGGGCGGGGCCCAGGGCCACUACUCGGACUACACGUACACUCACAGCUACGCCCCCGAGUAGACGGUCAAACUCCAGAGACUCGGAUGAAGCCGAAUGUAAAUAUAUUUCCCUUUGACACGAAGACGCAUCGAUUUUGAAAUCAGAAAAUAAGGAAUUUUUGGUUUUCUACAAUAAUGAACAUGGUGGAUGUGGGCGGCGCCGCCCACGCACACUCUUUCCAUAUGAACUAUUUGAGACCCGGUUCAAAACCACUAUAUUUAUAUUUGCCAACAACAAAAUGAUAAUGGCCUUCCAGCUUCUCGGAAUUGAACACAUUAUUUCUGUUUGUCCAGGUUUGUGAACAAGGAAGGGGGGGAGGGGGGGGGUGAAAGGCUGAUAUUUUUUAAGAAGAAAAAUUAAUUGAGUGAAUGAGAAAGUUCACUUUUGCUGUUGGUUUUUCUUUAUUUUUAUUUUAUUUUACAUGUUCGGUUGUCCUAAAUUCUAUUAAAAUAAAACAUUUCAAAUCUUAUUUGUGUGAUCAGUUUGAUGACGGUGUCAAGCAAACUAUUAAAUAUAUAAAUCACA
Pseudoliparis swirei is the source of this 6231-nucleotide messenger RNA. It is a transcript of the gene tasorb, whose product is annotated as transcription activation suppressor b. Lineage: Eukaryota; Metazoa; Chordata; Actinopteri; Perciformes; Liparidae. The record is from RefSeq and is a predicted model, not a curated record. The coding region runs from base 178 to 5727 and encodes 1849 amino acids. Gene Ontology annotation, cellular component: nucleoplasm; heterochromatin. The transcript has 23 exons. Gene Ontology annotation, biological process: negative regulation of gene expression, epigenetic; protein localization to heterochromatin. Gene Ontology annotation, molecular function: chromatin binding.